GGAGCCGCUGUCCUGGGCCUGGCCGGUGUGCGUCCGCCUGCUGGACCUGGGCACCGUCAGCCGCCUGGGCACGGGACUGGGCGGGGGCGCUGACCUCGGCCUAGGAGGCCCAAGAUCCCGGAGACGCUCGCGCCCUCAGGACCCUGCGGGUCGCACGCCCUCCCCAGCUUCUGCUGCUCGCCGCUCUUCGGCAGGGCGAGGUCAGGUGCCCCCUUCUCGCCUCUCUUCUCUUCUCUUUUCUUCUCUUCCUCCCCGACUCCUGUGCCCGCGGAGACUCCGGCCGCCCCCUCCCGCAGGGGUGUAGUAAGCUGCGGAGCUGACAGCAGCCCCGCAGCCACCCUGCCCGAAGUCUCCGGAAGCGGCACGAGCUCAGGCCGCCGCAGCCCCCGCGGACCCACUAUUGGACCUGAGGAGCCAGCCCUCCUCCCGCACCCAAACUUGGAGCACUUGACCUUUGGCUGUUGGAGGGGGCAGGCCCGCGGGUGGCUGGACAGCUGCGGAGCCGCGAGGGCAUCUUGCCUGGAGACCGUCGGCUGCACUCCCGGGCUCCUGGCUUUGCCUCUGGGAUCCUGAGGUGUCCACAUCAGACGCAUGUUGACUGAGACCUAGAGUCAUGGAUGUAUGCGUCCGUCUUGCCCUGUGGCUCCUCUGGGGACUCCUCCUGCACCAGGGCCAGAGCCUCAGCCAUAGUCACAGUGAGAAGGCGACAGGAACCAGCUCGGGGGCCAACUCUGAGGAGUCCACUGCAGCAGAGUUUUGCCGAAUUGACAAGCCCCUGUGUCACAGUGAGGAUGAGAAACUCAGCUUCGAGGCAGUCCGUAACAUCCACAAACUGAUGGAUGAUGAUGCCAAUGGUGAUGUGGAUGUGGAAGAAAGUGAUGAGUUCCUGAGGGAAGACCUCAAUUACCAUGACCCAACAGUGAAACACAGCACCUUCCAUGGUGAGGAUAAGCUCAUCAGCGUGGAGGACCUGUGGAAGGCAUGGAAGUCAUCAGAAGUAUACAAUUGGACCGUGGAUGAGGUGGUACAGUGGCUGAUCACAUAUGUGGAGCUGCCUCAGUAUGAGGAGACCUUCCGGAAGCUGCAGCUCAGUGGCCAUGCCAUGCCAAGGCUAGCUGUCACCAACACCACCAUGACAGGGACUGUGCUGAAGAUGACAGACCGGAGUCAUCGGCAGAAGCUGCAGCUGAAGGCCCUGGAUACAGUGCUCUUUGGGCCUCCUCUCUUGACUCGCCAUAAUCACCUCAAGGACUUCAUGCUGGUGGUGUCUAUCGUUAUUGGUGUGGGCGGCUGCUGGUUUGCCUAUAUCCAGAACCGUUACUCCAAGGAGCACAUGAAGAAGAUGAUGAAGGACUUGGAGGGGUUACACCGAGCUGAGCAGAGUCUGCAUGACCUUCAGGAAAGGCUGCACAAGGCCCAGGAGGAGCACCGUACAGUGGAGGUGGAGAAGGUCCAUCUGGAGAAGAAGCUGCGCGAUGAGAUCAACCUUGCUAAGCAGGAAGCCCAGCGGCUGAAGGAGCUGCGGGAGGGUACUGAGAAUGAGCGGAGCCGCCAAAAAUAUGCUGAGGAGGAGUUGGAGCAGGUUCGGGAAGCCUUGAGGAAAGCAGAGAAGGAGCUAGAAUCACACAGUUCAUGGUAUGCUCCAGAGGCCCUUCAGAAGUGGCUGCAGCUGACACAUGAGGUGGAGGUGCAAUAUUACAACAUCAAGAAGCAAAAUGCUGAGAAACAGCUGCUGGUGGCCAAGGAGGGGGCUGAGAAGAUAAAAAAGAAGAGAAACACACUCUUUGGCACCUUCCACGUGGCCCACAGCUCUUCCCUGGAUGAUGUAGAUCAUAAAAUUCUAACAGCUAAGCAAGCACUGAGCGAGGUGACAGCAGCAUUGCGGGAGCGCCUGCACCGCUGGCAACAGAUCGAGAUCCUCUGUGGCUUCCAGAUUGUCAAUAACCCUGGCAUCCACUCACUGGUGGCUGCCCUCAACAUAGACCCCAGCUGGAUGGGCAGUACACGCCCCAACCCUGCCCACUUCAUCAUGACUGACGACGUGGAUGACAUGGAUGAGGAGAUUGUGUCUCCCUUGUCCAUGCAGUAUGCUGCCUGGCUGAUGGGGCGUAGGUUCAGUGACCGCUCUCUCUGCUCUACAUCCGCCGGCUCGGAUGAUCAGUCCCUCUGGAAAUACCCCGCCCCUAGCCUGCAGAGCAGUGUUCGGCAGCGCCUGACGGAGCCACAGCAUGGCCUGGGAUCUCAGAGAGGAUCAUCUCUAAAGGCAAGCAGGCUCUCUAGUAAGGGAUUUGACCCAUUCCGAUUCGGAGUCCUCCCUCCACAUGAGUGACCGCCAGCGUGUGGCCCCCAAACCUCCUCAGAUGAGCCGUGCCGCAGACGAGGCUCUCAAUGCCAUGACUUCCAAUGGCAGCCACCGGCUGAUCGAGGGGGUCCACCCAGGGUCUCUGGUGGAGAAACUGCCUGACAGCCCUGCCCUGGCCAAGAAGGCAUUACUGGCGCUGAACCAUGGGCUGGACAAGGCCCACAGCCUGAUGGAGCUGAGCCCCUCAGCCCCACCUGGUGGCUCUCCACAUUUGGAUUCUUCCCGUUCUCACAGCCCCAGUUCCCCAGACCCAGACACGCCAUCUCCAGUUGGGGACAGCCGAGCCCUGCAAGCCAGCCGAAACACACGCAUUCCCCACCUGGCUGGCAAGAAGGCUGUGGCUGAGGAGGAUAAUGGCUCUAUUGGCGAGGAGACAGACUCCAGCCCAGGCCGGAAGAAGUUUCCCCUAAAAAUCUUUAAGAAGCCUCUUAAGAAGUAGGCAGGAUGGGGGUGGCAGUAAAGGGACAGCUUGUCCUUCCCUGGGUCUUCUGCCUCUCCUUCCCUCCCUUCCUUCAAGAUAACUGGCCCCAAGAGUGGGGCAUGGGAAGGGCUGGUCCAGGGGUCUGGGCACUGUACAUACCUGCCCCCUCAUUCUUGGGUCCUUCAUUAUUAUUUAUUAACUGACCACCAUGGCCUGCCUGCCCUGCCUCCCUCCCAACCAUGGGCUGCUGCUGUCACUUCCUCUCCACUUCAGUGCAUGUCUUAGUUGCUGUUCCCUCAGCUCCCAGCUCCACCUCUGGGGUUCAGCUUCUGUCUCUGCUGUCCCAGUUUUGAGGUUUGGUUUCUUGUUUCUGUCUCUUGCUUUCAGGCUCCUCCCUCCCACCACUCCCCAACUUCCCCUAGCAGUUGCAGGGAAGAUAGGAUGAGUAACUUCUGACAUGUGUGCCUCAGAUCCGUUCCACCCCACUCACAGUGGUUCUGUUUGCUCCAGACUGGGGCUAGGGCCUAAUCUUUGGAGUUUGUUCUUUGGUAUUGUUGUGGGUCAGAAGGAGCCUCAUCCUAGAUCUCUCAGGCCUCCAGGGGUCCAUGGGGGAGUGAAACCAAUUCUCAGAGAACAACCCACCAGAGACUUUUAAAGAGAGGCUAGGCUUGGGGAUGGGUUGGAAGAGGCCUCUGUUCAUUGGAGCAAGAGUGGGUGCCAGAACUGUAGGUUAUAAGGCAGUCACUUUUUCUCUCUUCUCCCACCCACACCUGCCUCCCUCUUACCCCUGCUCCCCCACACUGCAGGAGGGUUUGUCUCUAAGAGGUGCUGCCCCAAAGCUCCCCAAGCAUCAAUACUCCUGGGGCUCAGGACAAGUGGCUCCCCUGGCCAGGAGAGCCACAGCCAUGAUACAGGGCUCUUAUGGAGCCCUGGAGUUGUUGGGCAAGGAUGCUGUCAUUUUUUGAACCAAAAGACAAACAGGUUAAAAGGAAGAAAAGUAAUCUGAAUUUCCCAAGUGCCUAUGCUGCAUAUUCCCCUUGUUAGAUCCCAUUUUCAUGUUACUUUGUAGCCUUGGCCAGAGGCUCGAAAAGGACACAACCAGUUUGGGGAAGGCGUGGCUAAGGAAGAUGGUAUAGGUGAAGGCGGCUGUGUGACCACUUCCCCCCACCCUUCCCACCCUCUAGACAACUCAAUCCCUUACCUGUUUUUGCUAUGGCUGUAAAGGUAUUUUCCCUCUGCCCCACUCCCUGCCAUGCCUUUAUCCUGGGAUCCUAUUUUGGGCCUGGGGUGGGUGCACCUGGGGCUGGUCUUAGGAGGGUGCUAGGCUGCAGACUGCCUUGUACCCCCUGGACACCCUCAAAUGGGGUUUUCUGUGUUAUUUCAUAAGACUCUUUGAAAGUCCAAUAAAGCAUGUAGAAGAUUUUAACCCCU
Nomascus leucogenys (northern white-cheeked gibbon) is the source of this 4214-nucleotide messenger RNA. It is a transcript of the gene STIM1, whose product is annotated as stromal interaction molecule 1. The transcript is spliced from 14 exons. Gene Ontology annotation, biological process: store-operated calcium entry; activation of store-operated calcium channel activity; intracellular calcium ion homeostasis. Gene Ontology annotation, cellular component: endoplasmic reticulum; plasma membrane. Gene Ontology annotation, molecular function: calcium ion binding; calcium channel regulator activity; protein binding. The coding region runs from base 614 to 2329 and encodes 571 amino acids. NCBI's taxonomy places the organism in Eukaryota, Metazoa, Chordata, Mammalia, Primates, Hylobatidae. The record is from RefSeq and is a predicted model, not a curated record.